Molecule: messenger RNA, 375 nt
Organism: Schistosoma turkestanicum
Lineage: Eukaryota; Metazoa; Platyhelminthes; Trematoda; Strigeidida; Schistosomatidae
Source: the annotation of a GenBank genome assembly
AUGGCUUCGGUUGAUAGUGUUGGCGAAAGCGAACUUAAGAAAGAGUCAGAAAAGCUUCGUGCCAAAUACCCUGGUUUGGUUAACAAUGCAUCAUCGUUGUUACAUCGACGUCUGAGUAAAAACGUGAAAUAUUUCGAUUCUGGUGACUAUAAUAUGGCUAAGUCAAGGCCACUAAUAAAGGACUCACUCCCAUCGGGUAAUUUGGGUUCACCAACGGGGGAUACUAUUCCUACUGUGGAUAAUAUAUCUAUUCUACGCAAUAAAAGUAUUUCAUUACAAAACAAUACUACUGUGUCGUCACAGCCAACCACAACUACAGCUACAACACCAACAAGUAACUCACAACAACAACAACAACCGCAUGUCGCUACAUAA